AUGGUCUCCGCAUCCACCUGGCAAACCCUCGGCCUGGGCGUCGCAGCAUGCUACGCCGGCGCUGGCGCCCUGGCCGUCUUCGCGCCCGCGUACGAGGCCGAUCUGCUCUUCAACCUCGGCAGCUCGGCGCUCGCGCAGAACCCAGACAAGUUCCCCAACAAUGCCGAGAGCCGCGAGGACAAGGCCGUCGGCGUGCUCCUGCCCCUGCUGGGCGCGCGUAACUGGGCGAUCGCGACGGCCAUGUUUGCGCUCCACCGCUCGGAGAACUUCUCGGCGCUGGGCACUGUCAUCCUCUCGGGCUCGGCGUUCGUCGGCAUCCUUGAUGGCAUCGAGGUGUACAAGCGCCGUGGACCUGUGCUGGCUGGCGCUGCGGCCACUGCUGCCUCCCUCUGGGCGCUUGUCGGAUACGCGCUCGUCGAGGGGUGGAACAACUAG
This is a messenger RNA of Vanrija pseudolonga, 435 nucleotides long. RefSeq lists its product as uncharacterized. NCBI's taxonomy places the organism in Eukaryota, Fungi, Basidiomycota, Tremellomycetes, Trichosporonales, Trichosporonaceae. The transcript is spliced from 2 exons. The coding region runs from base 1 to 435 and encodes 144 amino acids. The record is from RefSeq and is a predicted model, not a curated record.